This is a messenger RNA of Saimiri boliviensis boliviensis (Bolivian squirrel monkey), 1775 nucleotides long. NCBI's taxonomy places the organism in Eukaryota, Metazoa, Chordata, Mammalia, Primates, Cebidae. The record is from RefSeq and is a predicted model, not a curated record.
AUGAACCCUCCCCGCCCGCAGUCGCCCACAUUCUUUCGUCCCCUUAAAUCAGCCUCUUGUCCCGUUGCUCUUUGCAGGGAUAGAAGAAGGAAGUGUAGCGGGCCCUCAGAUUCAUCGCUUUCCCGAGGCGAAGCGCCAUGCCUCAUAUCGACAACGAUGUGAAACUGGACUUCAAGGAUGUCCUUUUGAGGCCCAAACGCAGUACCCUUAAGUCUCGAAGUGAGGUGGAUCUCACAAGAUCCUUUUCAUUUCGGAACUCAAAGCAGACGUACAUUGGGGUUCCCAUCAUUGCUGCCAAUAUGGAUACUGUGGGCACCUUUGAGAUGGCCAAGGUUCUCUGUAAGUCCUAGGUUCCUGGGAAUUUCUGGGAUGUGCCCCCAAUGGGAUGUGUUUUUCUUAUAUACAAGUUGUUCACUUUGAAAUGGAAGAUGCUGCUCCUGUCAGUACUAAUACCUGCCUCUAUACUUGUUGCUGAGAAGUUCUCUCUCUUCACUGCUGUCCAUAAGCACUACAGCCUCGAUCAGUGGCAAGAGUUUGCUAGCCAGAAUCCUGACUGUCUUGAGCAUCUGGCUGCCAGCUCAGGCACAGGCUCUUCUGACUUUGAGCAGUUGGAACAGAUCCUGGAAGCUAUUCCCCAGGUGAACUAUAUAUGCCUGGAUGUGGCAAAUGGCUACUCUGAGCACUUCGUUGAAUUUGUAAAAGAUGUACGGAAGCGCUUCCCCCAGCACACCAUCAUGGCAGGGAAUGUGGUAACAGGAGAGAUGGUAGAAGAGCUAAUCCUCUCUGGGGCUGACAUCAUCAAAGUGGGAAUUGGGCCAGGCUCUGUAUGUACUACUCGGAAGAAAACUGGAGUGGGGUAUCCACAGCUCAGUGCAGUGAUGGAGUGUGCAGAUGCUGCUCAUGGCCUCAAAGGCCACAUCAUUUCAGAUGGAGGUUGCAGCUGCCCUGGGGAUGUGGCCAAGGCUUUUGGUGCAGGAGCUGACUUCGUGAUGCUGGGUGGCAUGCUGGCUGGGCAUAGUGAGUCAGGGGGUGAGCUUAUCGAGAGGGACGGCAAGAAGUACAAGCUCUUCUAUGGAAUGAGUUCUGAAAUGGCCAUGAAGAAGUAUGCUGGGGGUGUGGCUGAGUACAGAGCCUCAGAGGGAAAGACAGUGGAAGUUCCUUUUAAAGGAGAUGUGGAACAUACCAUCCGAGACAUCCUAGGAGGGAUCCGCUCUACGUGUACCUAUGUGGGAGCAGCUAAGCUCAAAGAGUUGAGCAGGAGAACUACCUUCAUCCGAGUCACCCAGCAGGUGAAUCCAAUCUUCAGUGAUGCGCGCUAGACCUGAGCAGUUCUGCCCUCCCAAGACACCAGUAUUCUACCACGGGGCAUGCCAAGUGGGCACCUCACCUAUCCCAGCUACUGCAGCUCUGUAUUACUUUGUCAUUUCCUGUUGGCUCACUCUUGAGGGCUCCUGCAGUAACUCUGUACUUCGCUAUCUGCACAUGCGAAAUGCCCAGGGCACUCACUGGGGAGGAAGCAAGGAAGAAAAGUCUGAGAAAAUGAUGCAAGAUAAUCAAAUGGGAAUGUGGGGACCUGACACCUGAAGAUUAUUAAAAGGAAAAGAUGCUGAUUGAUACGUGAAUUUUUUACAUGGCUUUGGUUUAGAGGAGGCAGGCUUUUAGAAUCAUGUUUUGUUAAUCAGCUUCACUAAAUGGGACCUUCAGAUAUCUAAAAAGCUCAGAAGUGUUUGUAUAUUUGAAAUACCUCAAUAAAGAAAGAGCUCAUUGAUUGUAAA